UUUCUUUCUAUCAUUGUGUUGUUACACUAUCGGUCCAAUAACAUAUUUGUAAUAAAUAUCUACGCAACACCUUCAUUUCUUAUUGCAUAUUCUUGUAGCUUACCUCAAGAGCUUACUAAACACGCUAUAAUAAAAUAUUUUUCCAUUUAAUACUUUUUGAAUUAUAAGACUUGAAAGUUUCAGUAUUGCCAGCAUCAGCACUACCAAAGACAUACCAUUUGGAGGUUACUUAUAAUUAGUCGGAUAUAAUCUCGUAUGUGCGUAUAUGUAUACGUGCGUACGUAUGUGUAUAGGGAAGGGAAAGGAGAAACAAAGUUACAUUUACUGUGUAUGUAAUGCUGAUGCUGGCGGUACUGUAAUUUUCAAGCUUAUAACUCGAAGCCUUAUAACUCGAAAAGUACUUAAUGGAAAAAUAUUUUAUUAUAACGUUUUGGAAAACUAUAAGCUAUAAGAAUAUGCAAUAAAAAAUGAAGAGUUUUAUUUAAAAAAGUUGAUGUAAUUUUGAUCUGACCUUUGUGACGCCACCCACGGUCAAACUAAUGAAAUUAAUAAAUAGAUCUUUUGGAACCCUACAACUUUUGUCUGAACACAUUUUUGACUGGACCAUAUACUGCAAAGAUAAAAAAAGUGUACGAGAUACACUGUAUAAUACUUUUCAAAUAAAAAUGUUUAUAUUAGACGAUUUAGGUAAUCUAAAAUUCUAAGACAUCACAUUUCAUAGAAACAAUGGAUGCUGUUGCGUUCUCUUUCUUAUGAGUUUGAAGUAAUAAAAUGAUGUUGAAAUGCUCAUUUAUUGAUUCUUAUUUAAACGUAAAAAAGAAAUAAUUUAUAUUAUAUAUACAUCAUAAUCAAAUCAAAAUAUUACAGGCAAUUAAAAAUAAUUAUAAUAAAUUGUAAAACUUACAAAAUAAAAAACAAGAUACAUUAUUGUAUUGGGUCGUAAAUAUUAUGACAAAAAUAUGAAAACAUUUUAUUAAGACGUGCGAUAUCUUAUGACAAAUUGCGGAGUUUGUCAAGUAUGCAUGAUACGUAAGUUUUUAUUACAUGGAUGAUUCAGAAUUACAACUGUAAUGAUGAACUUUCACACACUUUUUGCAAUAAUUAGAGAGAAUUGAGGUUAGAAUAGCAAUUGAAGAAGGCUUAUAAAGUUGAAACUAAUUGCGCUCAGGAAGAUUUACUUUGAUUAUGUUUGAAUGAAUUUAUAUGUUUUGAUCAACAAUUGUUUUAACAUUCGUAUUUUGCCUUUUUUAUGUCGCUUGAAAUUUUUAUGUUUCUAUUGAAGUAAUUAUGCAACGUCUCGUCCGGAUGGAUAAUUGUAGUAGCGUCCCGCUGCGUUAUCUUCAACAGAUUUUUAAAGAACAAACUUUUUGUUCUGAGGUGCGGUUCCUGUGCACCUCCGUGCGCUCUUGCGCCUCUUCAUUGUUUUCUGUUGCGUGUCUUUGACAGGCAGAAGUUAAGAAUUGCUUGCAGUUUUGGAUCGUCGGAACCUGCAAGGAUGGGAAAAUCGAGUCGCAAGAAGAAAAAGAGGAGGAGAAAUUCUUCUCGCGAUCGUCUCACAGUCCUGGAGAAUAAAGUAGAACGCGUGCUUGACCUAUUGUCUCAAAGAGAGGUUAGAUCGCCCGGCCGCCCUCGAUCUUCGACAUCGAUUCUAACCACUGAGAUUCAGGAUAAUCUAGGGUCAUGCAGCGACUCGGAAUCUAUAAGAUCCGUCUCGGCCGAUGCUUCCUAGGCUUCCUCGGAAGGCCAAGUAUUACCGGCGGACCAGAUGAAUUCAGGAGUAAGUAACUUAUCUGUCAGAUCCUCAUCCCCUACACCACACAAACGAGUUAGGUUAGAGGAAGGACCGUCCACUAACGUGGAAAAGGAAGCAGCAGAGCCUCUAACUAAAGAGUUAUUUGGAUCUGAUCUCGUUUAAGAGGAGUUAGCGCCAUGGAAUGAGCUAGUGACUCAUCGUUGGCGCGACCUGGCGCGCAAGGGCCUCCCGGCAGAGCAGCGCGAUCCUCUACUAAAGAAAUAUGCCCCUGGCGAAGCAGUGGCUUUUCUUAAAGCCCCCAUGCUAAAUCAAGAGUGCAAGGUGGUUCUUAAGAAUAACUCGAUAGUGAAGAGAGAUAAUUACAACAACAUGAAUCAAAAUCAGGUGGGCGCGGCCUUAUGUGCAUUGGGCGAAGCGAUCUCUAACUUCCUCAGACCAGAUACGCAAAGAUCCUUGUGUCCUAAGGCCCGGUUGGCGGUGGCUAAAGUCAACGAGAGAGCCCAAAUCUUGGCAGAUUUACAUUACAGGUUAUCCCUCGCUAGGAGAGCUCAGAUUGCACCCACUCUGAAUCUAACAGCCAAGGCUACAAUUGACACCAUUCCCGUGGACGAUUUCCUGUUUGGUGCCUCCUUUGGAGAGGAAAUUAGAAAGGUUGCCUCCGUGGAAAAGUCUUCGAGGGACAUUAUUAAGGCGCCGCUAACAGUCUCAAAACGAGUGCAACAACCGCUAAAACAGCCAGCGCAAGUAGCCUCAGCGAGACCGGGAAACUCCCGGGCCCCUGUCAGAAGCUCGAGAUCGGCUUGGAGGAGAACAGGGGUAACAAGCGAUCGCCGCCGAUCAACAUACCGCUCCAGGUCCCAUUUGAGGAGGCGUUAAACUGUGUGGAGGUAAAUAGAGCGGGCAGGUUGUCAGCCUACCUUCCCCGGUGGAAGGAAAUCACCUCAGACCAGUUAAUUUUACAAGCCGUCGCGGGGUACAGACUCCCAUUUGCACAACAGCCACUUCCCUCAGGGAGAAAACCUUCUGUUCAUCUCUCUAAAUUAGAAAAACAGAUCUGCUCUCAAGAAGUUGCUAGUCAUCUUGAUAAGGGGGCGAUCGAGAUGGUAGAGCCGUGCGAAGGUGAAUACCUAUCGCCAUUCUUUGUCAUUAGAAAAUCCUCGGGAAGAUGGAGAUUUAUUCUCAAUCUAAAGAAUCUCAACCGAUACGUUAUAGCUCCGCACUUUAAAUUAGAAAAUUGGAAAACAGUUAUUCGCCUUUUAUCCCAGGGUGAUUUCCUUGCCUCUAUUGAUCUAGAGGACGUCUAUUUCCUCGUUCCUAUUCACCAGGAAGAUAGGAGAUUUUUACGUUUCCAGUUCCAGGGACAACGCUAUCAAUUUAGAGUUCUACCCUUUGGCCUAGCCUCAGCGCCUUAUAUAUUUACCAAAAUAUUAAAACCGGUGCUACAUAUUCUUAGAGAGAAAGGGUUUUCUCUCCGUGGUUUAUCUAGAUGAUUUCCUGCUCAUCGCACCUUCUUACCACCAGUGUAUCCAGAACGUCUCUACAACAAUGGAUCUCUUAACAUCAUUAGGCUUUAUAAUUAAUAAAAAGAAGAGUGUUCUCACACCAGCGAAAAUCUGCAGAUUUCUAGGCCUUAAUUUCGAUACGAAUCUAUUCGCAAUAGCAAUCCCCUCGGACAAAAGAGCUAGUCUUCUUCGAAGGACCCUAGAUAUGCUAAGCAGAACUCAAGCAAGCUUUAUAGGUUCCCUGGUAGCAGUCUGUCCAGCUGUCCAAUACGGCAUUCUACAUACUAAAUCUUUAGAGAGAGAGAAGUUCUUAGCUUUGACAGCGUCAGAGGGUAAUUUUGAGGCCCAGAUGUCCCUUCCGACCUUUCUUAGGAAGGAUCUAUCAUAGUGGAAUGAUAUCUUCGCGGAUACAUCGCAGCGAAAUCAUAUUAGGUCGGAUAUUUUCGAGCUGGAAAUCUUCUCAGAUGCUUCCCUGACGGGAUGGGAAGCUGCUUGCAAGGGGGAACGCACUUAUGGUUUUUGGUCACCGGAGCAAAAGAAACUGCAUAUCAAUCAUUUGGAACUCCUAGCGGUUUUCCACGCGUUAAGAUGCUUCGCAUCACACUUACUUGGUGCCAGUGUGCUUUUAAAAGUGGACAACUCCACGGCCUUGGCAUACAUUAAUCGCAUGGGUUCGAUUAAGUUCCCUAUACUAUCAAACCUUACACGAGAAAUAUGGGAUUGGUGUGCGGAACGAGAUUUGUUUAUUUAUGCUUCAUGCAUUCCCUCGGCACAAAACGUGGAGGCAGACGCUGAAUCGAGAGUGGUAGCGCAAGAAACAGAAUGGACUAUAGCACAGAAAUACUUUGACAUAAUCUUGGAGCACUUUGGACCCUUCGAUAUUGACCUGUUUGCUAAUUAAUUGCAAAUGCCAUCGAUUUGUGUCUUGGCUUCCAGACCCUUUAGCUGAGGCAGUGGAUGCCUUUUCUCUAAAAUGGUCGGACGUAUUCUUUUAUGCAUUCCCACCUUUCAUUCUAAUAUUAAGAAUGUUACGCAAGAUUAUCACGGAUAAAGCCGAGGGAGUGGUUGUUGUGCCGUGGUGGCCUGCCCAGUCAUGGUUCCCAUUACUUAAUCAACUCAUGGUCGGUCAUCCGAUCCUGUUCAAACCAGAUCCCGAGAUGUUAUCUUCUCCUUUCAGGAUAGUUCAUCCAGCCUGGACAAGGAUUUCCCUGGCAGUCACCAAAUUAUCCGGCAAGCCUUCUUGCACAAAGGGAUCCCGCCAUCCGCAUUAACAGCAACUUUAGCAUCAAUCUCUAGUUCUACACUAGCUCAAUAUACAAAACCUAUUAGAUUAUGGUGGCAUUUCUGCAAACAGAAGGGAAGCUGUUGCUUCAAUCCUUCAGUUUCAUUCUUUCUAAAGUUCUUGUCGAAUUCCUUCGAGGAGGUGGGUUCGUACGCCACCUUGAACUCAUAUCGCUCAGCGAUAUCUCUUAUCUCAAUGAAUGAUUUGGGCUCACAUCCCUUGGUAAAGAGAUAUUUCAGGGGUGUAUCAGCCUUAAAACCUCAACGUCCCCGUUAUGAUUAUAUUUGGGACCCAUCCCCAGUAAUUGAUUAUUUAGCCACGUUAUAUCCGCAUGAAGAUUUGACGCUAGAAAGACUAUCAGGGAAGUUGGCAACGCUUCUUGCCCUCACAACUGCCCAGAGAAUGCAGACCCUGGCAGCCAUUCAACUCCAAAAUAUCUCUAUUUCGGAUUCUCUUAUAAUAAAAAUUCCAGCCAGACUUAAAACCUCAAGGAUUAGGAAAUCUCAGCCGUUACUUUCGUUUAAGCCCUUUUGGGAUAAACCAGAACUUUGUGUAGUAUCCCUAGUUAAAUUUUAUCUCAGAUACACAGAGAAUCUCCGUCAGGGAAACGAGGGCUCACUCUUUAUUUCCUUUCGUGCCCCAUACAAUGCGGUUUCUUCUCAAACGCUAGGCAGAUGAGUAAAAUUGGAACUGGGUGCAGCGGGAAUAAAUAUAGAUAUUUUUUCGGCCCACUCCACCCGCCAUGCCUCGAGAUCUCUUGCGGCUAGCAAGGGUAUUAGUUUGGAAGAAAUUAGACGCACGUUCGGUUGGAGCAAUUCAUCUGACAUAUUUGCACGCUUUUAUAACCGUCCUAUAGUUGAGGACCCCUCUUUUCAGUCAGCGAUUCUGAAUAGAUUUUAAGUUUUAAAAUAUGAUGCUUUAUAUUAAAUUAAGUAACCCUUCUCCUACGGGACAGAUAAAAUGAUGUUUAAUUUAGUUCGCCUUAUUUCGUUGAAACCCGGCUUAAGUUUAGUUUAUAUCAAUAUCGUUAUAUGUAAUACAGUUACCUAUGUGCAACUAUAUAUGUAACGCUGGUACUUUCUCGGUGUCGGUUACGGGAUU
Solenopsis invicta (red fire ant) is the source of this 5638-nucleotide messenger RNA. RefSeq lists its product as uncharacterized. Lineage: Eukaryota; Metazoa; Arthropoda; Insecta; Hymenoptera; Formicidae. Bases 2054 to 2629 code for a protein of 191 amino acids. The transcript is spliced from 2 exons. The record is from RefSeq and is a predicted model, not a curated record.